Molecule: messenger RNA, 1504 nt
Organism: Scomber japonicus (chub mackerel)
Lineage: Eukaryota; Metazoa; Chordata; Actinopteri; Scombriformes; Scombridae
Gene: anxa3b
Product: annexin A3b
Exons: 14
Coding region: 81-1094 (337 amino acids)
Cellular component (GO): cytoplasm
Molecular function (GO): calcium ion binding; calcium-dependent phospholipid binding; phospholipase inhibitor activity
Source: RefSeq, a predicted model, not a curated record
UUGGCAUACUGUGAAAUUUUUCCUCUGACAUCAAUCCUGUCCUCUCACUUAGUGAAAAGCGUUUCUCUACAACUACAACCAUGUCUGUUUGGGAUGACUUGGACCUGCUGUUGGACUCCCCCUCUUCACUGACUGUGACAUCCAACACAAGAGGAACUGUGAAGGAUCAUGCAAACUUCAAAGCAGAAGACGAUGUGUCUGCACUAAGGAAGGCAAUAGAGGGCCUUGGUACAACAGAAAAGACUGUCAUUGAGGUGUUGACCAAAAGAAGUCAUGCUCAGCGUCAGCUUAUCGCUAAGGCCUAUGAGAAGGCAACAGGAAGAACAUUAGUAGCCGACAUCGAGGGUGACACACGUGGAGACUUUGAGGACUUGUUAGUGGCCUUGGUAACACCUCCUGCUGUCUACGACUGUCAUGAAGUCAUGAAAGCCAUCAAGGGUGCAGGGACCACAGAGAGUAUCCUGACUGAAAUCUUUGCUUCUAGAUCCAACAAGCAGAUCAAAGCAAUGUCUGAAGCAUACCUGGCAGAAACUGGCAGACUGAUGACUCAUGACCUGAAGUCGGAGGUAUCUGGAGAUUAUGGGAAAGCACUGCUCAUCCUGGCUGAGGGGAAGAGAGAUGAGAGCACCAGUGUGGAUGCUGCCAAGGCUAAGGCAGAUGCUAAGGCCCUGUAUGAAGCAGGAGAGAAGAAGUGGGGAACUGAUGAGGACAAAUUUAUCGACAUCCUCUGCCACAGGAGUAUUCCUCAGCUUCGACAGACUCUGGUAGAGUACAAGACCCUUAGCAAGAAGACUCUGCAGGAGAGCAUUGAGAGUGAGAUGUCUGGCAACCUGGAGAAGCUUUUAGUAGCUGUUGUGAAGUGUGUGAAGAGCGUCCCGGUGUACUUCGCAGAGAGGCUUUUCAAAAGCAUGAAGGGUUUAGGGACCACAGAGUCCACACUGACCAGGAUACUAGUCAGUCGCUCGGAGACUGAUUUGCUGGAUAUCAGAACGGAGUACAAGAAGCUGUUUGGAGAGUCCCUUUAUUCCCAGUUAGAGUCUGAAGUGUCGGGGAGUUAUGGCGACACCCUCAAACAUCUGUGCGGCAAAGACUAAGAUUAACUCCUUCGAACUCCUGUUACGAGGAACACGUGGUACGUGGUGCAGAUGGGAGGAACCACAUCUAAUGAUGACCAGUCGCUGAACUUUCCAGUAACAUCAUACUGAUACAUUUGCUUGAACUAGGCCCUAUAACGACGACUGGAACUAAACAUCUUGAAAAGCUAUUUUAAUGUGGAAUUCCAGCAAUGUUGAACCACACAUUGAUGUUUAGAAAGCUUAAAACCAAAGUGCUUUGCAGACUGAAUGAUUAACAUUUCAAGACCUAAGAAGCAGUCAUUUGUGAAUAUGAUACUGUUGGAUGUGUUUUGGAUUACAUAAAUAUUGUUUGUAUGGUUAUUUGUUCGGCCGAUCGCUCUUAAUCAUUUCAACUGCUUCUUGUAUACUGUAACACAAAUAAUCUGAAA